UUCCGGAAAACAUGAAACAUAUGGCUAUGUCUACUAUCGUCCUUGUGUUUCAGCUGCUCGGUGAAUUUCUUGCAGAAGCUUAACUUGCUUGUAAUUUCCGGGGUUUGAGGAAAACUAUGACGAUUUCUGAUCACGUAUGGGAUGGAAAAGAAUAGAACGGUAAAGAUAAGAUAAGAAAAGGGGAGCUCUUUCUGCAGGCACAAUCCAUGUUGCCCCGAGCGCAAGGGUUUUCGCUGUGAAGAUAUGGAUUGAAACAAUGGGCGAUGAUGUGGCAGGUAGUGGGCGGAGGGGAACAGGGCCUAGAAGCAGGAGGAGCUUAACUCGGCCGCAAGUUUCAGCUAACCCUAACGAGGAUACUAACCCUAAUGGCCUGCAGGAGGACCUUAUUCGAGAGUUUCAUGAGGCUGGCAUAUAUACUUAUGCUGAGGGCCUAGGAAUUAUCCACAACGGAACAAUUGCCUCACCUUCAAGGUUGAAUACCACUGAAAAUGAUAUUGAUAUGGUGAAAGGAGGAGAGCAUCUUUCAACCACUUCAAACGGAAUGGUUGGGGGGCAUUCAGGAAAUUUGGGAAAUCUGCCAGGGCAAUCAGUUUCCGUGGAUAGUGGGAGCAAUUGCUCUCCAUCAAGAGGUAGUGAUGUAGCAAUGGCCACACCUGGACCAAGUAAUGCUCUUGUAAGACAACGCCACUUGGAUGUACAAGGAGAGGAUUUUGAGUCACCUGACACUGUAGGUACAAGGAAGAAAAAAAGAGGCCCACGAGCUAUUGGAGGAGAAAAAGGUGGGAGGGGACUCCGUCAAUUUAGCAUGAAAGUGUGUGAGAAGGUUGAAAGCAAGGGCAGGACCACGUAUAAUGAGGUUGCAGAUGAAUUAGUAGCAGAGUUUGCAAACCCUAAUAGUGCACUUGUUUCUCCUGAUCAGCAACAAUAUGAUGAGAAAAACAUAAGGCGGAGGGUGUAUGAUGCACUCAAUGUGCUCAUGGCAAUGGACAUAAUAUCAAAGGACAAGAAGGAAAUUCAGUGGAAAGGGCUACCUAGCACAAGCCCUAAUGACCUUGAGCAGUUGAAGGCAGACCGCUUGGAUGUGAGAAGCAGGAUUGACAAAAAAAUGGCCUAUUUGCAAGAACUUGAAGAGCAGAUAAUAGGUCUUCAAAAUCUGGUGCAACGGAAUGAACAUUUGCAUGUUUCAGGAAAUACUUCGUCUGGGGAAAUGUAUUUACCAUUUAUCUUAGUUCAGACCCGUCCACAUGCAACAGUUGAAGUGGAAAUCUCAGAAGAUAUGCAACUAGUUCACUUUGACUUCAAUAGUACACCUUUUGAGGUUCACGAUGAUGCAUAUGUGCUCAAAGCAAUGGGAUUUUCUCAGAAGCCAUCAAAUGAUGGUGUGGAUUUUGUCAGUCAUGAUGGUUAUCCAAAUGUAACUGCUUUUGGUGAAAAUACCUUGCCUAUAUGUAACACGAACCGACAAUCAUUGCCCUCUCAUUCUUUGAGGGCAGCAGGUGGUUCUUAUUCCAUGUCUUGUUCUGGUGGAAAAAACUGUACUUCUCCACCUGUUCCAGGAAUAUUAAAAGCACGUGUCAAGCAUGAACCGUGAUUCUUUUAAUUAUGGUCCAUGAUCUUCUAUCCACACCACUUUGUAUUAGUAAGUGCUCUUUUCCGGAGGGUAUACAUGGGCUGAUGUUUUUUUGUAGUCUGUAUCAAUUGAUUUUUUUAUUGUCUCUUAUAUUUCUAGGUUUAUAAGCAACUUACAAUGCCAGUAUCCCCCCCUGGGAAGAGUUGUGUGGAUAAAACGAAAUGUAUAUUAAUGUUAUAUAUAAUGAAGACUUAGUCUUCGAGUUCAGAA
This is a messenger RNA of Cryptomeria japonica (Japanese cedar), 1840 nucleotides long. Its product is annotated as transcription factor-like protein DPB. Gene Ontology annotation, biological process: regulation of cell cycle; regulation of transcription by RNA polymerase II. Lineage: Eukaryota; Viridiplantae; Streptophyta; Pinopsida; Cupressales; Cupressaceae. The record is from RefSeq and is a predicted model, not a curated record. Bases 257 to 1591 code for a protein of 444 amino acids. Gene Ontology annotation, cellular component: nucleus; transcription regulator complex. Gene Ontology annotation, molecular function: RNA polymerase II transcription regulatory region sequence-specific DNA binding; DNA-binding transcription factor activity, RNA polymerase II-specific. The transcript is spliced from 11 exons.